Messenger RNA from Zerene cesonia (dogface butterfly), 675 nucleotides. RefSeq lists its product as uncharacterized. NCBI's taxonomy places the organism in Eukaryota, Metazoa, Arthropoda, Insecta, Lepidoptera, Pieridae. The record is from RefSeq and is a predicted model, not a curated record. The coding region runs from base 209 to 598 and encodes 129 amino acids. The transcript has a single exon.
AUAUAGCAGUGUGGAGUGUGGACAUAUUGCGUGCUCCUCGGUAUGGAUAUCGGUCGUGUGACAUGCGCAAGCUGCGCCCCGCGACCCCGCGACCCCGCGCCGCCCACCGCCAGCACGCACCAGUCGGGCGCGGGUCGCUUGCGCGAGUGCACGUCACGUCACCUCACACGUCACCUCACACGUCGCACGCCACACGUCACCGGUCGCCAUGAGCAAGCUGGAGAAGUGGUCCGACGACACGACCUGCCAGUUCGUCACGCUCUACAAGAAACACGAGUGCCUCUGGAACGUCACGGUGCCGGAAUACAAGAACAAGGUCAUCAGGGAUAGGGCGUUGCGUGUGAUACAAGAUGAGAUGGCGAUCGACGGGUUCGGUAAGAACGAGAUAAAGAACAAAAUACGCAGCCUGCGGUCCACGUACUACUUGGAGAAGAAGAAAAUUGACAAGCACAAGACGGAGGGCAUCCGGUACUCGCUGUACCGGCCUUCGCUCAAGUGGUUCUACAUCAUGCAAGAAAUUAUGUGCACUCUCGCCAAGAAGAAGUGUAAUGAGGUGCGUAGCGCCAGAUUGUGUCACGUGGUAUUAUUGGGGUCAUAGGUACAUUUAUGUCACAUGCAUUUUGUAGCUUGGAGGAGUAUGGUUGGGGCCAGCCUUUACAUCACUUUUUUAAGACU